AUGCUGGUAAUCAUGAUAGCUCUAGUUAUAGGUGUACCCAUUUUGAUUAUUCUUAUCUCCGGCUUUAUUAUUGUCGUUAUAUAUUGCUGUUGCCAAAAAAAUGGAACAGUAGAAGAUGAAUUACCGAAAAGUUUGAUCGAGAACUGCAGACGAGCGAAGCCACCACCAGAGGAACAAGGAAAAUACUUACCAGAGCUAUUCGAUGCUUCAGCAUUUCAGUUCAAAGGACCACUUAUUAUUGAAUGUCCUAAACUGCACAUUCUUGAGCAUGACCUCAUAAAUGCAAAGCCAGCUGGAAGCAAUAUAAAGGAUCAUGUUCGAUUUGACGAAAACCUUAACGUCGCUUAUAACAUCGGAGAAAAUGUUGAAAUAAUUGUUAAAAGCUAUGGACAAGGAACCAAAACUGGAAGUGGUGAAAUGAUUAAAGAAAAUGGAGCAGAUGGGAAUGAUGGGCUGAACGAACAGGAAAAUGACUCCAGACAGUCGAUCAAUGAAAAUGGAGAAAAAGAUAUAGCAAAGCAGUUAAAAAGACAAAAUACACAAUCACGAGAAGAAAAAAGCGGGAUAAGAGAAAUGCCAGAUCCAAAAAAGGAAUCCAAACCUGUAUCAGUCCGCACACAAAUAACUCAGCCAAGCCGGUAUUCUGAAUCAUCCACGCAAACUCUCAGGGUUAAUGGCGAAGCAAAUAUUAAAAGUCCUAAAAAACAGAAUGGUGGAACGAACAUGACAAAUAUGCGAGGGAGAAAUUCCAGCAUUGUGCAUGAAGCCGAUAAAAGAAAGAACAAACCAUUACGAAAAAGGGCUUCAAAUAUCCUACCUGAACAAACAGCUCCGUCACCAACUAGAUCGAGGAUUAUAAAACUAACGAAAGAACACCAUACUGCAUCAAUCAAAGCAACAAAUAUCACGUCAACAGUGCAGACAGUUAAAUCUCAUAACUGGGUGGCUGAAGAGAUUAAUCCUUCUAUAUCCGGUUCAUCCGGAAGUCAACACAAAAGCGGUAACACAUCCGAAAGGAUACGAUCCGAAGUAAAUUAA
This is a messenger RNA of Cercopithifilaria johnstoni, 1038 nucleotides long. The record is from the annotation of a GenBank genome assembly. NCBI's taxonomy places the organism in Eukaryota, Metazoa, Nematoda, Chromadorea, Rhabditida, Onchocercidae.